GCCGGCCGCAGCCCCGACGCCCAUUUGCUCCCUCGCUGCUUUACCAUUGGCGCCGCCGCCGCGCCUCCUGCACCGACAGCAACGCCCAAACCCUACCUCAUCUCUCAGCCCUCCUCCGCCGGUUGCCCUCUUCGCCGCCGUCGCGCCUGCGACUCGGCGGGCGUGGACGGGUGGCCGCGGUGCGUACACGGCGAGCGGUGGCAGACAUUGGGGGACCUCCUGUGUGGCCAUGCCGUCAGGUCCUCAGCGCCACGGUUCCCCUUCGUCUUCUUCCCCCGGUGGCCUUCACUGAUCAAACGCUCCCUCUCCCUGCCGCACUGAGGAGGUAUGUCCCAUCAAUCAGACACUUCUUCAUGCUCAGAUGAUUCCGAAGAUAGCAAUAUCAUUGACCCAGCCAGCAUAUACACUAUGGAAGAAUUCAUUUCUGAGCAAAGUAUCUUGGACAAUUUUCUUGAAAGGAUCACUGUGCAGAUUCAGUCCAAGAUUGAAGAUCAGGAAACUGGUACAAGUCAUCAUCGAAGGGGUGAACGGAAAUAUGUAAGAAGGAAUCAUGAAGAGGGCCAUCAACGACUUGUGAAAGACUACUUCUCUGAAGAUCCAAUCUACAAUGAUAAACUCUUCCAUGCCAGGUACCGGAUGAGAAGACCCCUUUUUCUACGUAUUGUUCAUGCCUUAGGUGAGUGGUCUCCUUAUUUCACCAAUAGGAGAGAUGCCUCCAGUCAUCAAGGGAUCUCACCUUUGCAGAAAUGCACAGCAGCCAUUUGUACAUUAGCAUGUGGCUCCCUCGGAGAUGCCAUUGACAAAUAUGUCGAAAUUGGUAAGAGCACAGCGCUAGAGUGUUUGGAACGGUUUGUGGAAGGGGUGAUUGAUAUUUUUGGUGAAGAAUAUUUGCGAAGCCCCACUAGUGAGGAUAUGCAACAUAUACUACAACUGAAUGAAGCACGAGGCUUCCCUGGCAUGUUAGGAAGUAUUGGUUGUAUGCAUUGGGAGUGGAAAAAUUGCCCAGUUAUAUGGAAGCGUCAUCUUACUCAUACUGAUCAUGGUGAUGCUACGAUGAUUCUUGAAGCGGUUGCUUCGCAUGACCACUGGAUAUGGCAUGCUUUCUUUGGUGCCGUUGGGUCCAACAAUGAGAUCACCAUUCUCAGCCAGCCACAGUUGUUCACUGAGGCACUGAAAGGCCAAGCUACCCAGGUGCAAUUCUCUGUCAAUGGAAGACAAUACAAUACCGGUUACUAUCUUGCUGAUAGAAUAUAUCCAGAGGGCAAUGUCUUCAUUAAAACAGUACCCCUUCCUCAGAGCGAAAAGGAUCGAUUAUUUGUACGGCAUCAAGAAGGAGCAAGGAAAGAUGUCCAAGAAGCCUUUGGGCUUCUACAAUCUCGUUUUGCCAUUGUGCGUGGUCCAACUCGUUUCUUUCAACAAGAGACUCUUGUAAAAGUCAUGCAAGCUUGCAUUAUACUUCACAACAUGACACUGGAGGAUGAGAAAGAAAUGGCAAGCCCUUGUUUUGACUCCGAUGAAAUUUCAGGGACAUUGGCUGUUCUUUUGCCAGACAUCAACACUGUGCCUCCUGAUUGUUUCACUGAAGUACUACAGAGAAAUGCUUCUGCUUGUGCUCCACCAACACAUACACAACUUAAAAGGGACUUAAUGGAGCAUAUUUGGCAGAGAUUUGGUCCAUUUGGCAACGAGUAAAACAAUUAGUCCUAAUCUGUGAUAUGUUAUCAGGGGAAUGCUUAGGCUUUGACUAUGCACCUUCUGAAGUACUAUAGGCCAACAAGUUGGAACUCCAGAAUUAUACUGUGCACAAUAGCGAUCUCAAGCAGGAGUUCCACUGGAUUACCUGUAGUGGAGUUCAACAUUAACCAGUGAUGUGGAUCUAUUGUUUCUUUUGUAUUAGUAGCUGUUCUCACUUGCUGCUACAAUGGCUAGCUCUGUGCUGUAAUCUUCUGUGCCAACUGCGGAUAUGUUGGUUGUUUUGUAAAAAUGACAUUACGCUAUAAUACUUGUAAGACUGAGUUAUGACACUCGCUACCUGGAGUGUCAGUCCAUGCCAGGACCUUGGUUGACGCCUUGAAGGGUUUAAAAUCGUUUCACUUUUUGAUCUUGUAGAUAAAACUUUUAUACAUGUCAAAAGCAAAAGUGGUAAAAUAAAUUA
Messenger RNA from Oryza brachyantha (malo sina), 2155 nucleotides. RefSeq lists its product as uncharacterized. The transcript has 3 exons. The record is from RefSeq and is a predicted model, not a curated record. Lineage: Eukaryota; Viridiplantae; Streptophyta; Magnoliopsida; Poales; Poaceae. Bases 328 to 1692 code for a protein of 454 amino acids.